Messenger RNA from Trypanosoma cruzi, 318 nucleotides. RefSeq names its product mannosyl-oligosaccharide 1,2-alpha-mannosidase IB, putative. NCBI's taxonomy places the organism in Eukaryota, Euglenozoa, Kinetoplastea, Trypanosomatida, Trypanosomatidae. Gene Ontology annotation, cellular component: membrane. The record is from RefSeq and is a predicted model, not a curated record. Gene Ontology annotation, biological process: carbohydrate metabolic process. Gene Ontology annotation, molecular function: mannosyl-oligosaccharide 1,2-alpha-mannosidase activity; calcium ion binding. The transcript has a single exon. The annotation marks the transcript as partial.
AUGCGUUCUGGGGGAGACGGUAAAAAGGGCCCUGGGCCCGCGGCAUGCAUUUUUUUGUUGGUAGCAUUACCGCUGGUGACGGCCAUGUGUGUGCGUGGUGGGGGGCCCGGUGGAGGUGUGGGCGAGGAUGAGGGAGAGGGUGGCGGUGCGUGGCGCAGCACCGAUGCCUUGCACCCCAUUGAGGCCGAAAUGCGGCCUUACGUGCGCGAGAUGAUAGGGCACGCCUUUAACUCCUACAUUAAGUAUGCCUUCCCGAAGGACGAGUUGCGCCCGGUGAACGGGGCAGGGAAGAACACCAUGGGCGGCUACGGGUGGACG